Molecule: messenger RNA, 1014 nt
Organism: Huiozyma naganishii CBS 8797
Lineage: Eukaryota; Fungi; Ascomycota; Saccharomycetes; Saccharomycetales; Saccharomycetaceae
Gene: SPT2
Product: Spt2p
Exons: 1
Coding region: 1-1014 (337 amino acids)
Source: RefSeq, a predicted model, not a curated record
AUGAGUUUCCUAUCUAAACUUUCUGAAUGGAAGAAAGCGAAACCCGUUGCUGUCUCUGGCAAACUCUCUGGGACGGCAACACCCUCUUCUUCCGAGCCACACUCCGACGUAUCGUACUUACCUGACAACUACGUUCGGGACGAGGACCCAGCCGUGCGGCGCCUGAAGGAGCUACGCCGCAAGGAACGGUUGAAGAGUGGGCCGACAGGGACCGCAGUGAAGAGGAAACGGAGGGCCCCCGGUGCCCCCGACGAGCCCCGCAAGAGACGGAACGGUGCUGACAGCGAGGGCGGGCUCCUCGGGACCGUGUACAAGAGAAGACCAGGCUCACGACAGCAACAAGCAGCCACUCACGCUGGGGCAGCGACGAAAAGGGACGCUGUGAAGAAGAUGACGUUUGAGGAGCUGAUGAUGCAGGCGGAGACGAACGCGGUGGAGAAGCCGGCGACCACGGCGCCCCCGCAGCGCACGGCGGCGCCGGUGCGGAACCCCGGUUUCAAGCCGCGGAGGCGGAGGACGGGGCCCGCCUCCACUACCAAAACACCCGCGGAACCGAGCAAACCGACGCAGCGGCGACCCGCGACACCGCGGUUCCCCGCCCAGCCGAACGACCUGCUCCGGCGGCGGCUAAAACAGCGCGAACAGCGCGAACAGCGGCAGCAGCAGCAGCAGCAGCACCGGGGGGCAACGGCGGCUACGACUCCGCGUCGGACUCUGAGCUGGACGACUUCAUCGCGGACGACGACGAGGACGACGAGGGCGGCCGCGGCCGUGGCGCGCGGGACGGGUACGACCGCGACGAGAUCUGGGCCCUGUUCAGCCGCGGCGGGCGCGGACGCGACGAGUACGUCGCGCGGGAGGCUGGCGGAGGGCGACGAUGACGACAUGGAGGCGAACGAGAUGGAGAUCCUGGAGGAGGAGCAGCGCGCGGCGCGGCUCGCGCGGCUGGAGGACAAGCGCGAGGAGCAGUGGCUGCGGGCGCACGACGCGUCGAAGCGGCGGCGGCGCGGGUGA